This is a messenger RNA of Diprion similis, 1863 nucleotides long. Its product is annotated as proton-coupled folate transporter-like. Gene Ontology annotation, molecular function: transmembrane transporter activity. The record is from RefSeq and is a predicted model, not a curated record. The transcript has 9 exons. Bases 1 to 1863 code for a protein of 620 amino acids. Gene Ontology annotation, biological process: transmembrane transport. NCBI's taxonomy places the organism in Eukaryota, Metazoa, Arthropoda, Insecta, Hymenoptera, Diprionidae. Gene Ontology annotation, cellular component: membrane.
AUGUCCAUCGGAGUUACGUACACACAUGAACCUUUGAAUCACCUGGAGUCUAAUCUCCGUCAUAACAUCCAACGGGAUCGUGAAAAAUUGCACGGAAUAAUUAUAAUGAGGGAAAUAAGGGAACCGAGUGAGAAAAAAAUGAUCCGCUUCGUUAUUUUGAGCUGUUCGAUAGCUCUGUUAACCCUCGCGAAAACUUCCACAGAUCUCAUCUUCGUGGAUUUGAUUGUGCAUCGUACAUGCCUAAAUUCGAUAGAGACAGAUGACACUUCGAAGUGCAGUAUUCACGGGAAAAAUGAUAGCACGGCAACCGAAUUACAUUUAAAAGCUGAAACUGAACAGUAUGCGAGUAUGAUUGUAAUGGCAAAGACUAUGAUCGAAAGCUUACUGUCAGCUGCGAUUUCCUUAUUUCUCGGUCCUUGGAGCGACAAAGGUGGACGAAGACCUCUCUUACUGGGAGGAUUCAUCGGUUAUACGGUGAUGUUCACGAUGCUCUCCUUGAUGUGCGGUUGGGACAUAAAUCCUUGGUAUAUGAUAAUUCCCUCGAUCCCGGGAUUCAUACCUGGAGGAGUGAGCACAGUAUUAUUGGCUGGAAUGUGUUACAUAUCCGAUUCAACCGAAGAAGAACAAAGAACGCCCCUAAUGGCUUGGAUGCAGGCUGCAGUUUUCAGUGGAACAAUCUUGGGUACAUUUGGAGGGCCUGUCGUAUCAACAAACUGUGGCUACACAACUGUUUUCAGCAUAGGCGCGAUCUGCUGUGGAUUGUCGACACUAGUAACUUACUUCGCUAUUCCUGAAUCGGUCAAGUCUGCGACUAAGGAGUCACAUUUACGUGGACUGUUCGACGUCUCCCUUGUGCAGAAGCUUGUUACUAGUUCCGUAGUUAAACGGGACGGUUUUCAUCGCUCCGUCGCCUGGCUUGCGAUAUUCAUCAUCACUUGGAGCGCCUUGCUUUACGGAGGAAAUAUCAGCAUAAACUUUCUGUUCAUAAAAGCGUGUCUGGACUGGGAUGUUGCACAAUACUCUUACGCUACUGGCGUUGGUUAUCUGCUGAACAUCGCAGCCUUGUGUGGAGCUUCUCUAUUCGGAACCAGAUUAGGCAUUUCGGACACAAUGUUGGCCGCUCUAGGCCUCGUCUCGUGCUUCAGUUAUUUACUUAUGCAAGCUUUCGUGUGGACAGACUGGCACAUGUAUCUUGCAGUGUCAAUUGGAAUGUUCUCCGGAAUUGUACCUCCAGUUAUGCGAUCCAUCUUAUCGAAAUCAGUGCCUCCCGGUGAUAUUGGUACUGUGCUGUCGCUGACGGGGCUUUUGGAAACAUUGAGUCCAAUGGUCGGAGCACCGCUAUUUGCGUUGAUAUUCUCCCAUUACUUACCACCGAUAUAUCCGUCGCCAGUUUACCUUGUUUCCGCUGCUGCGUCAGCGUUGUUGGUACUCUGCACAGCGUGCAUCGAAGUAUUAAUGAGGAGGUCACGUAACGUGCAAUCUUACACUGCCACCUCGCAAAAAGAGACGGAAGAUCAGCAUGAUGACUCUAACACUAUUGCACACACGACUUGCUCGGAUAUUGUGCUAAAUUUUCAUGAAAAGUUUUACCACAGGCUCAGUACGGGGCUAAAACCGCCGUCAAUGUUGCCAACUGCGCCCCAGCUUCCAAUCCCAGUAUUGAGUCAUUGCUGGUCAUCAGCUGGCAUGAUAAGCUCUAUUAGCACCACCAUAAUGGUGGUUUCACUAUUGAUGUCACUGGAAAUAUGGAUCAGCAUAAGCUCAGUAUCGGAUACCGAAACCCAGUUUGGAUACUGGGUCUGGCCCGGUGCUGGUCUUUUUGAUAGUAUAGGCGGUAAAAACAUGAACCAGUGCGCUGCCUAA